This is a messenger RNA of Rattus norvegicus (Norway rat), 5770 nucleotides long. RefSeq names its product interferon regulatory factor 8 (gene Irf8). Gene Ontology annotation, cellular component: nucleus; nucleoplasm; cytoplasm. The record is from RefSeq and is a predicted model, not a curated record. Lineage: Eukaryota; Metazoa; Chordata; Mammalia; Rodentia; Muridae. Gene Ontology annotation, molecular function: sequence-specific double-stranded DNA binding; RNA polymerase II transcription regulatory region sequence-specific DNA binding; DNA-binding transcription factor activity. Gene Ontology annotation, biological process: positive regulation of transcription by RNA polymerase II; follicular B cell differentiation; dendritic cell differentiation.
UGCGAUGGGGUGGGCGCGCGAGCCAGGGCUGUGACUCUCUCACCUCCGCCCAAACGGAGGUACAGCAUGUUAGCAGGUUCUUGUUCUCGAAAACUGAUUGCUUUCCCAAAAAACCCAACUAAACGAACAAACAACCUCUCCCUUUAAAACCUGCCUAAUGGGCAACUUCAGGACAGAGAGUUACAUCUGCCAAUCACCGCGCGGCAGCCGCGCUACCAGGAGUGAACUAUCCAAACCCCUGGCUCGGCCAGGGACCGACUGGCUUUGAUUCUUACUAGUGGCAGUCUGGUUGCCCAGUGGCGCUGGACUUCUCUGAUUGUCUGGUAGCCCAGCUGGCCCCGGAAGGAAAGUUAUCUUCCGUGUGGGUCACAGCUCCCAGGACCAGAUUUGCUUUAAGCUUGGCUCCAAGCUGUAGGUGCAGACAUUCCCUGCCCCUACUUACCCACAGUUGGGAAAGGGAAAGGAGUUCAGGGGUCGUAGAAACUAAUAGAAAUCAGCCAAGAGUGUUCUAGAAUCUUAAAUGGUAGAUCACUUUUUUGUUUGUUUUUGUCUUGUUUCCGACUUAUUCAGAUGGGCUCCUAGUUAUCCUUCUACCUUAUCUUCUGAGUGUUAGAGGAUUUCAGGCAGAGCUCGGGCACCCGGGUGCUCAACGACCCCUACUCUUUUCUUUUUUUUUUUUUUUUCUUUUGUUUUCGGAGCUGGGGACCGAACCCAUGGCCUUGCGCUUGCUAGUACUCUUUUCUUUUAAAGCCAAAGAUAAGAGCAGUUACAUGUCAAUUCUAGGUUUGUCCCUUUAAGUUAUGGCAGACUCCUUCGUGAAGAAUUGGGACUGAUUCAGUGGCUUGAGGAAGCUUGGGGUCAGAGAGAGACAUGCCCAUGACGGGUUCCCCCUCAGUGGUGGUCAGAGUGGUGCCCAGGACUGAAUGAAAGAGAUGGAAUGGUGUGAGCCCUGCCACACAUGGCUGGUGCAGAUGCUGACAUCUGUGUUAGGCGAGCCUCUUACCCCCCCACCUCCCGCCUCGUGAGAAGCCCGACCUAGGACACUUUGCCAUGGUUGUAGGUUAGCUACAGACAGAACUGGGCCCACUGGGAAUGCUACCUCAAAAUCAAGAAGAGGAAGCUAUAGUCAAGUGAACGUGUUUAUAAACCAUUAAUUGUCUACAGUUGUAAGAGAGUCAGGCUCUGCCUGCUUAGGAUCUGAGAGGUGGCUGCCAAGGCAAACAGGGGAUUGUCUGGGUGCCGAGAGCUGGACCCCGCUGAGGCUUUCAGUCUGCAGGAUGAAUGAAAGCAUCACUUCUGCGUGUGCUGUCCUUGGGACAAUGCUGACAGUUUAUGCUGUGCCCAGGGGAUAGCUGAACCCCCCCUCCCCAUCUCUUCCCUUCUGUGUGUAGAAGAGACUGGGUUAAAGGAUUUUAGCUUCCCAGCUUUCAUGGUCUGUGAUUCACCUUUCAUUUCAAUGACCCCUUUUCUCUGUCCCCCACUAAGACAGCUGCCCUUUACAGUUCUGGGGUGUCGGGCCCCCGAGGAUCCCUGACAAGAAGGUGUUGUUUCUGUUCUGGAAGAAACUCCAGCCACGCCAGUGAACUCUUUUUAGAUUUCAGGAGGUUCAGGAACCAUGGGGUACGAUUCACAAAUCCAUCUCCAGGGGUUAAAUGGAGGCUUUCAAUUGACAUAGCCUCAGAUACUCUGGACACCCCACCCAGCUCCCAUCCCACAGUCAUCCUUAGAGGCCACACAAGACACUAUCAAGCCAGGAGAGCCCCCGCUCUCCUCUCCAGAACAAGGUGUAGAAGCCAGCACCCUACUUGGUUUGGGGGGGGGUACCUGGUAGCAUUUUAUUUCUUUCCCUAGGUAUUCCUUUCUGACCUGUCAUUUAUGAAUACAGUGGUCUUGGAAUUCUCAGUUUCUUGAGCUAGCCCCUCUUUCCUGCUUUUCUUUUUCUUUCUUUCUUUUUUUUCCCCCAGAGCUGGGGACAGAACCCAGGGCCUUGCGCUUCCUAAAGCGCUCUACCACUGAGCCAAAUCCCCAACCCCUUUCCUGCUUUUCUUGGGAGGGUCCUUAGACUGAGGAGUCAAUGGCUUCCCAAGGCGAAGCCCCUUGCUGAGGUCAGGGUUUCCCAGCCAUCUUGCUGUUUUGUUUGAGCGGUGCCUCAGGCAGCAGAGCGCAUGCCUAGCAGGCACAAACCCUGGGUCCAGUCCCCAGCAAGGGGGAAAUGGAGGCAGAAGGAUCAGGAGUUCAAGACCAUCUUCAUCAACCUAGGGAAUUGGAGGUCAGGUCAGGAUCUGAGAUUCUGUCUCAAAAAUAGAACCCAAAAUGGACUGGAGUCUGACUCUGCUUCCAGCCCUCACCCCCUUCCAAGCCCACUGGUGGCAGCUGGGGCCGCUGGAGAGAAAAGCUAGGGCCCGCCCUGGAGAGACCUCACCUCCCUCUUCUCAGGCUGCUGCCGGCUUUCCUGGGCCCAGGGCCACCUGGCGCAGCCUGGAGUUCCUGACCCGUGAACCUCUUAUCCUGACUGCUAUGUUGCUUUGUGGGACAUGCUGGCUCUGGAAGUGACUGUUCUCCGGGGGGGGGGGGUUGGGGGGGAACAUCUUAUCUCCUCACCGAUGAUUACUUCUUUCUUCCCCUGCCCCAAGAGGUCAUUUUAGUUGGAAGGCUAGAAGUACUAUGUUCUGGUUUCCAGGGUGGGCGUCUGUCCAACUGCCUUGGGGAUUUCCAGGCUGUUCUAGUAAAUGCUGGCUGCAAGUCUGUAUGCACAAAUGCUCUCUUUCCCCAAGCUGAAGGCAAAGUUUCAGGAUACUGCCGGUGAGAAUGUCUAAGUGUGCCGUUAGGGUGUCUGGGGAUGGAAUCCCUGAGCUGGCUUUGUACCGUUCCUUUGUUCUCACCGAGGGUUGAUCAUAAAAGUUCCUGAGGAACUACCUGUAUGGCUGGAGGAGUCCUUUAGGACACAGGCUCUGACGCAGGAUGUGUGACCGGAAUGGCGGGCGGCGGCUGCGACAGUGGCUGAUCGAACAGAUUGACAGCAGCAUGUACCCGGGGCUGAUCUGGGAGAGUGAGGAGAAGACCCUGUUCCGCAUCCCCUGGAAACACGCAGGCAAGCAAGACUACAACCAGGAAGUGGACGCUUCAAUCUUCAAGGCCUGGGCAGUUUUUAAAGGGAAGUUUAAAGAGGGAGACAAAGCUGAGCCAGCCACGUGGAAGACACGGUUACGCUGCGCUCUGAACAAGAGCCCGGAUUUUGAAGAGGUGACCGACCGGUCCCAGCUGGACAUUUCCGAGCCAUACAAAGUUUACCGAAUCGUCCCCGAGGAAGAGCAAAAAUGCAAGCUGGGCGUGGCACCUGCGGGCUGCAUGAGCGACGUCACGGAGAUGGAGUGUGGCCGUUCAGAGAUCGAGGAGCUGAUCAAGGAGCCUUCUGUGGAUGAAUACAUGGGAAUAGCCAAAAGGAGCCCAUCCCCUCCAGAGGCCUGCAGGAGCCAGAUCCUCCCUGACUGGUGGGCCCAGCAGCCCAACGCAGGCCUGCCACUGGUGACUGGGUAUACUGCCUAUGACGCACACCAUUCAGCCUUAUCCCAGAUGGUGAUCAACUUUUACUACGGGGGCAAGCUGGUGGGCCAGGCCACCACCACCUCCCUUGAGGGCUGCCGCCUAUCCCUGAGCCAGCCGGGGCUGCCGAAGCUGUAUGGGCCGGACGGCCUGGAGCCCGUGUGCUUCCCGGCGGCGGACACCAUCCCCAGUGAGCGGCAGAGGCAGGUGACCCGGAAGCUGUUUGGACACCUGGAGCGCGGCGUGCUCCUGCACAGCAACCGCAAGGGUGUGUUCGUGAAGCGGCUGUGCCAGGGCCGCGUGUUCUGCAGCGGCAACGCGGUGGUGUGCAAGGGUAGACCCAACAAGCUGGAGCGGGAUGAGGUGGUGCAGGUCUUUGACACCAACAUGUUCCUCCGAGACCUGCAGCAGUUCUACGCCACCCAGAGCCGCCUGCCUGAUAGCAGGGUGGUUCUGUGCUUUGGGGAGGAGUUUCCAGACACAGCGCCCUUGCGCUCCAAACUCAUUCUGGUGCAGGUAGAGCAGCUGUAUGCCAGGCAGAUGGUGGAGGAAGCGGGCAAGAGCUGUGGGGCAGGCUCCCUGAUGCCAGCCCUGGAGGAACCCCAGCCAGACCAGGCCUUUCGGAUGUUUCCAGAUAUCUGUACCUCACACCAGAGACCCUUUUUCAGAGAAAAUCAACAGAUCACCGUCUAAGCCUCAAUCCGGGCACCCCACCUCACCCAAGCUCAAGUUUCAAGAUUCUGUGACUAAGAGAAUUCUGGAUGGACGUGGACCCCUCUGACUGGGCUGGGCGGGUGUCCUCAGAGGGGCCUCAGGAAGCUCACAGAUGGACAAGCUCUUGCUCAGGCAGGAGUCAGAAGCUUGCAGGGGCAGUGGUCAGAACCUGUGAUCAAAGCAUUCCUUUCCUGCAUUUACCCCCUUCACCAUUAGUGGCUGGCCUUCUUUCUGCAUGCUGAGGUCUUUGUCACAUGGUGAUGGCUCUAAUCAUCUGGUGACAGCAGAUCUGCCUUUGUCCUUUUCUGGUUGAGGGUAAAAAUGUAUGACUUUCUCUGCUUGAUUGUAGACAAAGAGACUUUACUGUUCAGGCCUUUUCUUUUAGUUUUUGGUCCGAAGUCUGAGAAAAUAAGUUGACAAUAUUUUUUCCCCCAAAUGGGUUUCAAUUUUAAAAUGGUUUCACACUCUCUACCGUAAAUCACUUUAGGCCUUUCCUGUGAAGUGGGGUCGAUUGUAAAUAUGGGUGUGGACACUGUGAGCUUCGCAGGAAUUUUGGUUGCGGCUCAUCGAUUCCCAUGACUCUGUGUCAGCUGACAGGGCUGUAUGGGGCAUCGUAGGACCAGGCACUGUGGAGAGGAGUGUGCCGUUCACUGGCAUCUCACCCUUUCCUUGUCCUGCUCCACACCCAGUCCUAAGACCCAGUGAAAAGCAAUAUCCAAACUGCUCUGGGCUCAGAAGUGCCUGUCCAUGUACCAGGGAAAGGGUAUGCAUCCUACAAAGCAGACUCAGAGCGGAAAACCCACCCUCAGCCCGGUUUGCGCCCCCAAUCUGACUGUCCAAUCUAAAUCGGUGACUGCAGUCCUGCCUAAGGGACACUUUCUGUAGGAGUCCCUGUCAAGGGUUUAGUUUGCAUCAGUACACAGCAGGUACAGAGGCCAAGCAGAUGUGGGGACAGGGAACAUCAUUAUCUCCUUUUGUGUGAGGACAGGAGAGACCUUUUCUAUUUGUUCUACUCUGUAACCAACCUGGGUUACAGGCUCAGUGCAGUUAGAGGAGCCUCUAAUGUGCUCAGCAUUCCCUGGGGAAGGGCAGGGAACGCCUUAACCUGUUGACUGUUGUUCUGAGAAGUGGGGAGAAGCAGGAGGGUGUGGAAGACAGUCCGGUGCAGCUACGAGUGAUAGGCCACACCUUACAACCUGAAAAGUUAAGGACGUUGGUGACAUUCAUGGUGAAUGGUGCUGGGUGUGGGUCCUGUUCCACAGUCAGGGUCACCAUAGUAUGUGACUCAUGAAAACAGAAUCCUGGGGUCUGCUUCUCCCCACUCAGCCAAAGCAGGAACAUCUCUUCCAAAGCCAGGACGACCUGUUCACUGGCCCCUUGUCACACGCCACGCCCCCCACCUGCCUCACAGAGUACAAGUGUGCCCAACUCUGUAAUCCAAAUAUUUAUUUUUGUAUUCACUUAAAAAGUAUUGUUCUCAUCUUUUAUUAAAACAAGUUGCUUUUUCAUAAAA